Molecule: messenger RNA, 3523 nt
Organism: Bactrocera oleae (olive fruit fly)
Lineage: Eukaryota; Metazoa; Arthropoda; Insecta; Diptera; Tephritidae
Source: RefSeq, a predicted model, not a curated record
AGGCAACCGCGUAAAAUUCGCUUUGCACAUAUAAUUUUCGUGUUUUUGUUUUUGCUAAAAUGCAAGCAAAAGUAUCUUUUCUCCAAAUCUCACAUCGUAAGCCAUUGCACUUUGUGUUCAAGACACAAAUAUUGACAAAGCUCAAGAUUUUCAACGGAAAUUUCAAGUUGAUUAAACAAAGUGUUUUGCGUACACUUAUGAAUAUCUCAAAUAUUUGUUGACAGUUGAGAAGUAUGAGAGUUUGACUGGUGCGGCUACAAGCUGACUGUGAAUGGUGGAAAUCAACGUCUUCUUGAGUUGGUCACAUGUUUGAUGUUUGAAAAAAUUGUGCAGAAUUUGUCAUGCGAAAACAUCAUAUCGUCAGAGCGAAGUCCAUAGACAGUGUGGGCAGCUAUCGAACUGCUUUAUAUGGGUUAGUUGUACAAUAACAACGCAGACGACUAAUCAUUGAGUAAUGAGACAUUGAAAUGAGACACAUAGUGGGAAAAAAGAUUAUACUAGAAAAAGGUCGAAGAAACAAGAAAUUAUUAGCGAACUAAAGCGGUGACACCUACACAGCGGCAACAGAAGAUUAUUGACUCUUGAUUUAUGAUAAAGCUUGAGCCGCUCACUUCUUACGCCUUCAACAGCCGAAAACGGCCUCUGGCACUCUGGUUAGUUAUGACACGUUAUACGUUUUUAAUGGUCCGAUGACGCCCACCUGCAAUAUAUAAUAACAACUUUUUAUAAACUUUAAAUAUCGCUCUUUCCUUCCCUUCGCGAGCAACUCAGCAGGUAUAAUGUUGGCGUUAGCGCGAUUGUUUGCCUUGGACUCGUCAAUGAUCCAAAGACUGUUUGCUAACAGUCAGCGAGAGUCAAAUCAGUAGAUGUGAAUAACCAAAUAAUGUAAUCUCGUUAUUUUAAUAUCCGAAACGACUAAACACGCUUUCAGCGUUAUUUAUGAUAAUCUAAAUGGAAGCUGCAAGCCAAGAGUAUACGUGAUGCAGAGUUUAUGGAACCACAAUUUAUUGAACGAUAAGCAACAAAUGCAUUUGCUGCUCGUGCCGGCCGUGACUACUACAACAUAUACACACAUGUGUAUAUGUGUGUGUGUGCGCAAGUGCAACGUUGCAGCUAGAAUAUCCGUUAUGCUGACAAUGCAAUUUGAGAAAAUACUGUUUGUGCACAAAUAAGCUCUAAAAUCUUUGUUGUGAUAAAUAAUAAUAAUAUUAUUAUUACCCGAUGCGAGAUUAUAUGAAAUAUUUUGAGAGCUGUGUAAAUAAAGUGAGAGUGUUGUGAGUUUUAUUUACGAGUAAAUAAAUAUAAAACGAGUGCUUUUUGAAUUGUUGUUGGCACACAACAAGAGUACAACGGUAGAACGUAAGCGUGUAGAAAAGCUCUCAGCAACAUGUUGACAACACAUCAUUUGCCACAUUUACAUCAUCAUCGUGGCAGCACAGCAGUGGAAUUGGAUAAAGUCACAAAUCUGAGUACGCUCAUUGUGGAAAUCAACAGCCAAGUGGCGCUCUUCCGUGAUAUGCUAAUACAUGUGGGCCAAGCAAGGGACUGCCCCGAAUUGCGAGAGAAGAUUCGUAAAUUGCGCCGAACUUGCGUGGAGGCGUGCAAACACACGGGUCAGAUAAUCAUGCCCCAAGUGAAAAGCGCUGUCAGCGAAGGCGUGCUCACCGAUAAUCCACAUCUUGUGCUGCUCUUCUAUCUGGCGCAACGUUUCCUACACGAACUAAUAAAAAGUUAUCGCCUCAUACAGGUGGUGCCAAUGGACAUGUCCGGUUAUUAUGAGAACCGCGCCGGGCCCUCGAAUCUCGGCAAUGUCAUCAGUCAAAUACUGCUUUGCAAACAAAUAACACCCGACUUCAAUCAAGAGGAAUUAUGCAGCAUUACCAAGGAUUCGCAGGAGAUAGCGGUGCUGUUGGCCGAAAUGCAGGAGUUCAUGCCGCAGCACGACACAUAUCUCGAACGUAGCGCCGCGCUCGACUCGGCGAAGAGCAGUCACAACUUCAUUUACAAGAAUAUGAGUUUGCUUUGUUGUAUGUCACGUCCGAAAUAUCUCUGAGAGGAAACCUAGGGUCUGGUGCGGGGCCAGUGCCCCGUUGUGAUAACAACGACACAACCAGCAGUCACAACAACAACAACAGCAAUAACGGUUGUUACGACAAAAGCAACAACAACAUCUGCUGCAACCAUGUCAGCCACCACCACAACAACAGUGACGUCGACAGCAGCAACAACAACAACAAAUCCAACAUUAAGCAAAUGGACGGACACACUGUGUCAAUUGUGUCGAACAAAAAAUAAUGCAAAUAAUAACUCAUAGUAGGCAAUUAAGAUGCAGGAGUACAUUAAGUAGAUAAAUAGAAAGUAAAUAGCAAUUAACAAUUAUUGUGGAUGGGCGUAUAGUUUGUAUAUGUAUAUAUAUCUAUAUAUUUGUAUAUUUAUUUAUAUAUAUAUAUACAUGUAUGUGCAUAUGAGUUGACUAGUUUGUACGUGUAGUAGUAAAGACACCAAAUUGUAAGCCAGAAAGCACCUAAGCGAGUAAGUAAAUCUGUAGUCGUUAGCUAAUUAUAGGCAAAUAAAUAAAAAAAGCACGAAAAAAGUCGAUAAAUUCGAAAAUACCUUCUAUGUUUUUACACACACAUUUACAUACAAAGUUUUAUUUACAUGCCUUACAUGUUUGUAUGCAUUAACUUCCAUACUUUUGUUCUUCCCCAAAUGAGUUACUGAAUACUUGUAUAAAUGCAGCGCACUUAGUUAAAUCUAUGUUAUACGUAUAAAUAGAUAUACACAUAUGUAGUAUAAGCGCACAUUCCCACACACACACACAUGCACAUAUAAACCGUCAUGCAUUAAAAGCUUUCAGCAAUUCAAAAUAACUGUAUUUAAUAGUGACUAAGUAAGCUAAUUAAUUUAUAGGUUAGCAUUAAAAUGAAUUAGUAAAAUCAGAUAUUAGCAUGUGGCAAGUUCGUGCUAUCGCCGUUAUUGGCUGCAUUAAUGAAAUUAAUCUUGAUUUUAGUUAUGCGGCAGCGUGGAGAAUAAACUUCAAUGCGCAACAAAAAUAAUAAUGGAGCUUGAUAGCGACAAAUUAGUUAAAAUUUCUAAUAUUAGAACGAUAAUUUUUUAAUUUUCGCAAAUUUUUUUAUAAUAAGAUAUUGUUUCUUUAGUAUGCGUAAUUGAAUUUUGACAUAAUUAAAUGUAAUACUUAAAUUUUUCCAAUUAGACCAAUGCAAAAGCCGUUAAAAGAUAGCACAAAUUAAACAGAAAAUAAUUUGCGGGCGAUCUGUGGCCGGGAAAAAGAAGGGAAGGCAGUGGUUAAAUUUUUAAGGGUUAGAAAUGGUUACUCUAGAUUUACGCUUAAGCAACGAGUGCUAUAGAAAAAAGCUAUAUGGUAAAGUUUUAGGUAAUAAAAAGCUCUAAUACUUUUGUUAUCACACCAUUUUCACAUAACCUCAAAAUUUAUGUGAAAAAUUCAAAUAUCCAGGUUUUUGGGAUUUUUAUUUUUAUUUUCCACAAAAAAAAAUCUUUCGCC